AUGACCACUCCUGCAGAUCCAACGAUCAAAAGGUCCUUGGUUCCGUACGCGUUAUACUCUCAUCCGUGGGCACUCUACGUAAUUGGCACUCCCAUCGGGAAUCUGGGGGACCUCACCCUCAGGGCCAGCCGCAUCCUGUCCUCCGUGCCCCUCGUGGCUGCCGAGGACACCCGCGUCACCCGCCGCCUGCUGGCCCAUCUCGACGCCCACCCGCGCCUGCUCAGCUGCCACGAGCACAACUGGAAACGGCAACUGCCCCGCCUGCUGGAGGCGCUCGAUGAAGGCGAUGUCGCCCUGGCCACUGACGCGGGCUCUCCGGCCAUCAGCGACCCUGGAGCCGGCCUGGUCGCCGCUGUCGCCGAAGCCGGUCACUCAGUGGUCACCAUCCCCGGCGUCUCCGCCGUCACGGCCGCCCUAUCCGUCGCUGGUUUCCCCGCCGACCAAUUCCAGUUCCUCGGCUUCCUGCCCCGCCGUCGUUCCAACCGCUCUACGACACUGACCGACGCCGCUCGCUUGGGCCAGACUCUCGUGCUGUUCGAAUCUCCUCACCGGCUUCGGGCGACGCUAACCGACAUCGCCGAUGCUUUGAACGACCCACCCAUUGCGGUGUGUCGCGAGCUCACCAAGCUGCACGAGGAGAUCUGGCGCGGCAACACCUCCGACGCCCUGGCCUACUUCGCCGCGCCACGCGGGGAGUUCACCGUCGUCAUCGGUCCCGGUCACCCUCGACGCACCGGAUCAGACCGCCAGCCAGGACGAACUGCUGCAAACGGCCCGCCACACACUGGCGGAACACCGCGCCGCCGGCAAACGCGGGCGCGACGCGGUGGCCGAGGUCGUCGCCUCUACCGGCCUCCCGCGCCGCGCCGUCUAUGCCCUGUGGGUUGA
Molecule: messenger RNA, 888 nt
Organism: Geodia barretti
Lineage: Eukaryota; Metazoa; Porifera; Demospongiae; Tetractinellida; Geodiidae
Source: the annotation of a GenBank genome assembly